Messenger RNA from Rhodamnia argentea, 1113 nucleotides. RefSeq lists its product as uncharacterized. NCBI's taxonomy places the organism in Eukaryota, Viridiplantae, Streptophyta, Magnoliopsida, Myrtales, Myrtaceae. The record is from RefSeq and is a predicted model, not a curated record. The transcript has a single exon. The coding region runs from base 185 to 760 and encodes 191 amino acids.
UUCACGCGUUGAGACCAGCGAAGGUCAGUGGAAAGAGGGUAAGAGAGAGAAACCCUCCUUCCUCCCUUUUCUCUCUCUAUAAAUUCCGCCAUUUCCGAGCUCAUUCAGCUCCAUCCUAGGUCUCUCUCUCUGUAGCUGUUCUUUUGUGCAGUUCAUUUUGUCUGUUAGAUUGGAAAUUGAGGCCAUGGCGACGGAGAUCUUGCGGCCUCAGGACUGCUUGGCCAAGCGGAUAGGAGCCUCCCCGGCGGCUUACCCUCGCCGGAGGAACUGCAGCUACGGGAACUCCUGUUCUAAUCCCAGGCCUAACAGGAAGCACCACCAGCACCAGCAGAGGAAGCGGUCGGUUACCUGCCAGUCGGAGCCGACGGUCUCCAUGAGAUCGAACCCCGAGGAAGCCGGCCCGGCGAGGCCCGGCGGCCUCGCGAUGAGGAAGGUCACUAUCCUCCGGCGAGGCGAGCCUCUGGACGCUGCGAUUAAGGACGACGCCGGUUCGAAGAGGGAAGGAGGCGGUCCAGUCGUUUCGGGAUUAGGUCCAGGGCCGGAGCUGGUGCGGGAGCAGGUCAUCGGGCCGGAGCUGAGGUCCCCCGGGGUGGCGGCGGAGGGGAAGCCCGUGGUGUACGCCGGAUCGGCUUUCGCCGUGUCGCCCGAGCCGAGCUCGCUGCCUCUGCCGUCGUUUUCGAACAAGAAGAAGCAGGUGCUCCUGGUCGACGAUUCGGCCACCAGAGACCUCCGGAGAAUUCUCCGACUCGAUCUGCUGUGACAAGACCUAAGGCUUUUAAAUCCAGCUAAGUAGAUGAUCUGAAUAUCAGAUCUAGUCGAUUUAGACCCAUUUCCACCAUCUCUCUCCUCUCUCGAUGUUCUCGAGGUCUGGUCCUUUCCGUGAAUUUUUUCAGAAACAGAGGGGCAGAUCCAGAGUUUGGAGAAACUAGGAGGAGCAUGCUGUAAUUACGUGGGUUUCUAGUGGUUAGUUAAUAGGGGUCGGUACUGACGAAGGGUUUGAAAAAAAAAAGGAUACAAAUAGGGGGUUGAUUUGUAAUAUUGGGAAGUAGUGUAGACGGAGAGUUUGUACGUUGUGGGGGGUGUGAACGUGAAAGUUUUCUCUUCUUGUCUUGG